Bacillus rossius redtenbacheri is the source of this 1361-nucleotide messenger RNA. RefSeq lists its product as uncharacterized. Bases 197 to 565 code for a protein of 122 amino acids. The record is from RefSeq and is a predicted model, not a curated record. Lineage: Eukaryota; Metazoa; Arthropoda; Insecta; Phasmatodea; Bacillidae. The transcript has 2 exons.
GAAGCACGACGGCGCGUCGAGCGGCGGCGCAGGAAACCCAGUGACGCGCAGGCCCCGUCCUUAGAGGAGGGGAGGAGGGGAGGGGUCGCCCGCAUCGAGCAGUACUUAUGCUCCUGUCGCGCUCCACUGCACUCACUGCUCCUUGGAUCCAGCCGCACAGCGCAGCCAGCUCAAGUCUCAACACUCCAGCAGUGACAUGAAAGCCGUGGUCGCGUGUUUGCUGGUGCUGGGGGCAGCCAUGAGCCACGCGCAGAUGAGGUCUCCGUACGCGCCGCGCCCCGUGGGCGUGGUGAAUGUGCUGCCGCGCUUCCAGGACACGGGCGACGACCUGCCCAACCGCUUCGGCGACGAGACGAGCAGCACGUCACCACCGCCCCUGCCCCCGGCGCUGUCGGGCGCCAACGUGGACCCCGUGCUGGCGUCCCGGGUGUCCGAGUGGCCCGAGGAGCGCCGCCCCUUCUGGUACCACAACGCCCAGGCCAUCCGCAACAGCCAGCAGCAGAGCGUCAACGCUCUGCCCCCGCCGCCGCCCCGCUCCCCCUUCGCCGCCAACCGCAACAACUGAGGCCCCUGCCCCCUUACCGCCGCAGACACGUCCCGGCCGACCCCGUGUUCCCGAGACCAACGGCUCCACCGGCUCCUCAGUCUCGUGGACCGCACGUCGUCGCCCGUCUCGAACCAAACUGCCGGCCGGUCGGCCACACCGCCGGACGUCGCAGGCCGCAGACGAAGGGAAGCGAAUCCACCGCGAACAUCUGAUACACCCGGGCCCCCUCUUGCCGGCCAGCGACGUGUUUUGGUCAUCACCGAACACUCGAGUUCUUUUGUAAUAUUUAUGUAUGUUCACAUAGCAUUUACACAAGUAGAAGAUGGUUUGCCUAGAUAGCUAGUUAAGAAAAAAAAAAUACCUUCACAACAAACAUAAAUCAUGGUUCAUGGAUUUAAGAAGCACAAAUAUGUGACUUUUUGUACUCUGGAAAUAGGACGCAUCAUAUAAUCAAUGAUAACCUUCAUUUGCCGAAUUUAUCGAUUCUAAGAUGCACUUCAGUUGCGACCUUUACAUUGAAACGCAUCAUAAACCUGUGUGUUACAAAAAGAAUCCAGUUUAUAUGGUAGGUAUGUAGCAUUGCUUACAUGGAGACUCAAGUUCAGGAAAAAAAUUCAGUAUUUACAUGGGCAAAUGUGAUCUGUUUGUCUAUGACAAUGUUAUACUAGGUACUGAGAACGUAAUAGGCAGUGAAGGUUACUACCUAUACCCUUAAAGGUACCACAUUUUAUGCCAAAGUAUUGUAUAAUUUUAUACCUCUUACUAAAUAAAAUAUGUAUUUUUUUUUGCAAUAAAUGUUAUCAAUGCAAUGAAA